AUGGGGAAGGCAAAAGAAAAAGCGCCUGCACAGCGGUUAUCGCUCCCCCAACCCCCCCAGCUUGAUUCACGCAGCUCAGAUUAUUCACAGUCUCCCCCAGAAGAAGAUUCUCCAAUUGACGAGUCGCUAUUUCAGGAUACUACAGAUGUCCUAGAAGAUGGACGUGUUUCCGUCAACCUGGAUUCUAAAUUGGCACAUGUUUUUGCGAAACUCAUAGAAGCAUCCGACGACAUUGAACCCGUGGUCGAGCCCCCUCCAGCCUACGAGAUAGAGGACAGUAUAGCUCCUGAAAAGUGGGAGCUGCCUCUCAGCAUCGUAAUCCAGGUCGUCGGGAGUCGUGGGGAUGUCCAGCCUUUUGUCGCCUUAGGACAGGAGCUACGGUCCUAUGGGCAUCGAGUUCGGGUAGCUACCCACGGCGUAUUCAAAGACUUUGUCCGGAGCGCCGGCCUGGAAUUUUUUCCAAUUGGAGGGGAUCCAGCCGAGUUGAUGGCGUAUAUGGUCAAGAAUCCGGGGCUCAUACCGAGUAUGAAGACUCUUCGAGAAGGCGAUAUCGGCCGAAAGCGUGAGAUGAUAAGGGAUAUAUUGGAGGGCUGCUGGGAGUCGUGCAUAACGCCAGAUCCUGACACAGAGGAGCCGUUUGUCGCCAAUGCAAUCAUUGCCAACCCCCCUAGUUUCGCGCAUGUUCACUGUGCAGAAGCUCUGGGUAUUCCUCUCCACAUCAUAUUUACCAUGCCUUGGACUCCAACUCGAGCCUACUCUCAUCCUUUGGCCAAUGUCCGAAAUAACACUACUGAUCCGAGGAUGGCAAAUUAUGUCUCCUAUGCCAUGGUACAACUCCUGACUUGGAACGGUAUCGGUGAUGUUGUGCAGAAGUGGAGGCGGUCAAUCGAUCUUGAACACCUUCCAACUUCUGAAGCUCCUUUCAUUAUGGAAUCCCUGCAGAUUCCGCAUACGUAUUGUUGGUCCCCGGCCCUAGUCCCGAAGCCCCAGGAUUGGGGCAAGCACAUUGACGUGUGCGGGUUUUUGUUUCGCGAUGUGCCGUCCUACGAUCCGCCACAGGAGCUCGACGAUUUCUUGAAGGCUGGUGCACCACCUGUCUAUAUCGGCUUCGGCAGUAUUGUCGUCGAUGAUCCUGAGGCUCUCAUCAAAACAGUGCUGGAGGCUGUCAAGAAGUCUGGCGUGCGUGCAAUUGUUUCGAAGGGAUGGAGUAACUUGGGAAGUGCUGGAAGUGAUGAGAAUAUUUAUUUCAUUGGCGAUUGCCCUCAUGAAUGGCUUUUUCAACAGGUAGCAGCAGUGGUACAUCAUGGAGGUGCAGGCACUACCGCUUGUGGCCUAUUGAACGGCCGUCCAACGACUGUUGUACCAUUCUUUGGAGAUCAACCUUUCUGGGGCAAGAUGGUUGCGACAGCGAAAGCAGGUCCAGAUCCAAUUCCUUACAAGAAGUUGAACAGCACAAAUCUUUGUGAUGCGAUCUUGUACUGCCUUACCGAAGUGGCCCAAGAAGCAGCUGCUGUUGUAGCUGACAAGAUGCGCCUUGAACGUGGUGUCAAGACAGCAAUCGCAUCGUUUCAUCGCAAUCUACCGGUGGAAAAUAUGGGCUGCGAUUUGAUACCCUCCCUCCCUGCAACCUGGAGCUAUACCAAGUCCAAGAGGCCCAUCAAAUUGUCAGGUGCAGCAGCCGAAAUCCUUCUUCAGUCGCAUAAACUCAAGUCUAGCGACUUGAUCUGGUACAAGCCGAAGCCUAUCUACGUGCAGAAUCGCCGAUGGGACGUGGUCAGUGGCACGGUCUCAUCAGGCCUCGGGCUCAAUUACGAUCUCCUUGCAGCUUUGAGCGGGAUCUACAGAAAUCCACGUGAGAUGUACAAACUCAAAGAGAGGCAGCGCGCAAGGGCUGUCUCGACAUCAGGCGCUUCAGGUUCCAACGUCGGCCUGGAAGACGAAAAUUCAGAUCUCACAUCCUUGGAAGUGGCUAAGAUGGUCGGGGCAUCUGCGAAAGGCAUUGCACAGUUUACUGGGGUCGGAGUUCGAGGCCUUCUCGCCGACGUUCCAGUGGCAGUCGCUGAAGGGCUGAGAAACACACCUAAGCUCUAUGGCGAAAUGGUUACCGACCAUGCCCCUGUGACGGAUUGGAAAAGCGGAAUAUCAGUCGCUGGUAGCAACUUUGCGCAUCAAAUGGCCGAAGGCUUAUCUGAUCUCAUUGUGCAACCUACAAAAGGACUCAAACAAGAGGGCGUCAUUGGAUUCGGUAAAGGCAUAGCAAAAGGAGCAGUGCAGACUCUGACGAAGCCCGGCUCAGGUAUGCCGGACUUGGAAUCCCUUCGUGCCCCCAAACUAUACUAA
Messenger RNA from Exophiala aquamarina CBS 119918, 2340 nucleotides. RefSeq lists its product as uncharacterized. Gene Ontology annotation, biological process: carbohydrate metabolic process. The transcript has 6 exons. Lineage: Eukaryota; Fungi; Ascomycota; Eurotiomycetes; Chaetothyriales; Herpotrichiellaceae. Gene Ontology annotation, molecular function: UDP-glycosyltransferase activity; hexosyltransferase activity. The record is from RefSeq and is a predicted model, not a curated record. Bases 1 to 2340 code for a protein of 779 amino acids.